Arvicola amphibius (Eurasian water vole) is the source of this 5394-nucleotide messenger RNA. It is a transcript of the gene Gpr158, whose product is annotated as G protein-coupled receptor 158. NCBI's taxonomy places the organism in Eukaryota, Metazoa, Chordata, Mammalia, Rodentia, Cricetidae. Gene Ontology annotation, molecular function: G protein-coupled receptor activity. Bases 1 to 3621 code for a protein of 1206 amino acids. Gene Ontology annotation, cellular component: membrane. The record is from RefSeq and is a predicted model, not a curated record. Gene Ontology annotation, biological process: G protein-coupled receptor signaling pathway. The transcript has 11 exons.
AUGGGAGUCAUGGCUUACUCUUUACUCUUCUACUUCCUGCUCGCUCAUCUGGGAUUGGGAGCGGUUGGCGCCAGCCUUGACCCCCCGGGACGGCCGGAUUCCCCUCGAGAGAAGACCCUGAGGGGGAAGCAGCAUGACCAACAGCUGGCGCAAGCCUCUGCCCCGGACCCCUCUACUCCCUGGAGCCGCUCCACCGACGGCACCAUCUUGGCACAGAAACUAGCCGAGGAGGUGCCCAUGGACGUGGCCUCUUACCUCUACACCGGGGACUUCCACCAGCUAAAGAGAGCCAACUGUUCCGGGCGCUACGAGUUGGCUGGCCUGCCGGGGAAGUCGCCGACCCUAGCUAGCUCCCAUCCCUCCUUGCACGGGGCGCUGGACACUCUGACACACGCCACCAACUUCCUCAACAUGAUGCUGCAGAGCAAUAAGUCUCGGGAGCAGACCGUACAGGAUGACCUGCAGUGGUACCAGGCUCUGGUGCGGAGUCUCCUGGAUGGUGAGCCCAGCAUCUCCCGGGCAGCCAUCACCUUCAGCACCGAGUCGCUGUCCACGCCGUCCCCUCAGGUCUUCCUCCAGGCCACCCGCGAGGAGAGUCGCAUCCUGCUCCAGGACCUGUCCUCCUCCGCUCACCACUUGGCCAAUGCCACUCUAGAAACCGAGUGGUUCCACGGGCUUCGGCGAAAGUGGAGGCCCCACUUGCACCGCCGCGGCUCCAGUCAGGUGCCACGGGGCCUGGGUCAUAGCUGGCGGCGUAGGGAUGGACUCGGAGGAGACAGGAGCCACGUCAAGUGGUCUCCACCUUAUCUGGAGUGCGAGAACGGGAGUUACAAGCCGGGGUGGCUGGUCACUCUCUCCGCUGCCUUCUAUGGGCUUCAGCCUAACCUGGUCCCGGAAUUCAGGGGUGUGAUGAAAGUUGAUAUCAAUCUCCAGAAAGUGGACAUUGACCAGUGCUCGAGUGACGGCUGGUUUUCAGGGACUCACAAAUGCCAUCUUAACAACUCAGAGUGUAUGCCAAUCAAAGGCCUGGGAUUCGUGCUUGGGGCCUAUCAGUGCGUCUGCAAAGCAGGAUUCUAUCAUCCCCGUGUCUUCUCAGUGAACAACUUCCAGAGAAGGAUUCCAGAUCACCAUUUUUCAGGAAGCACAAAAGACGGGUCGGAAGAAGUGUAUGUCUGCCUGCCCUGCAGAGAAGGCUGCCCCUUCUGUGCUGACGACCGCCCGUGCUUUGUGCAGGAGGAUAAGUACCUGCGACUCGCUAUCAUCUCCUUCCAAGCCCUGUGUAUGCUGUUGGACUUCGUCAGCAUGCUGGUGGUCUACCACUUUCGCAAAGCAAAGAGCAUCAGAGCAUCCGGCCUCAUCCUGUUGGAAACAAUACUCUUUGGGUCUCUGCUCCUGUACUUUCCGGUGGUUAUUCUGUACUUUGAGCCAAGCACAUUCCGCUGUAUUCUCCUAAGGUGGGUCCGUCUUCUCGGGUUUGCCACUGUCUAUGGAACUGUGACUCUCAAGCUUCACAGGGUUUUGAAGGUGUUUCUCUCAAGAACCGCACAAAGAAUUCCAUACAUGACUGGCGGUAGAGUCAUGAGGAUGCUGGCGGUAAUGCUCUUGGUGGUGUUUUGGUUUCUGGUUGGCUGGACUUCUUCUAUGUGUCAGAACUUGGAGAGGGAUAUUUUGCUUGUUGGCCAGGGACAAACAUCUGAUCACCUCACCUUCAACAUGUGCCUCACGGACCGCUGGGAUUACAUGACAGCAGUUGCUGAAUUUCUAUUCCUCUUGUGGGGUGUUUAUCUCUGCUAUGCAGUGCGAACAGUUCCUUCAGCAUUUCACGAACCUCGCUACAUGGCUGUCGCUGUUCACAAUGAGCUCAUUAUCACUGCUAUAUUCCACACAAUUAGAUUCGUGCUGGCCUCGAGACUUCAGUCUGACUGGAUGCUGAUGCUCUAUUUUGCACACACUCACUUGACGGUGACAGUCACCAUUGGGCUGCUUUUGAUCCCAAAGUUUUCACAUUCAAGCAAUAAUCCCCGUGAUGACAUUGCUACAGAAGCAUAUGAAGAUGAGUUGGACAUGGGUCGUUCUGGAUCCUACCUGAACAGCAGUAUCAAUUCAGCCUGGAGUGAACACAGCCUAGAUCCAGAAGACAUACGGGAUGAGCUGAAAAAACUCUAUGCCCAGUUAGAAGUAUACAAGCGCAAGAAAAUGAUCACAAACAACCCCCACCUACAGAAAAAGCGGUGCUCCAAGAAGGGCUUAGGCCGGUCCAUCAUGAGGCGUAUCACCGAGAUCCCAGAGACAGUCAGCAGGCAGUGCUCCAAGGAGGACAAGGAGGGUACGGAUCAUAGUGCGGCCAAGGGAACAGGCCUUGUCCGGAAGAACCCCGCUGAGUCCUCAGGGAACACAGGGAAACCCAAGGAGGAGUCCCUGAAAAAUCGAGUCUUUUCUCUCAAGAAAUCCCAUAGCACGUAUGACCAUGUGAGAGACCAAACAGAAGAGUCCAGCAGCCUACCCAUGGAGAGCCAGGAGGAGGAAGCCACAGAAAAUUCGACCUUGGAGUCCCUGUCAAGUAAAAAACUGACACAAAAGCUCAAAGAAGACAGUGAGGCAGAGUCCACAGAGUCCGUGCCUUUGGUGUGCAAGUCAGCCAGCGCUCACAACCUCAGCUCCGAGAAGAAGCCUGGGCACCCGCGCACGUCCAUGUUACAGAAGUCGCUCAGCGUCAUUGCAAGUGCCAAGGAGAAGACGCUCGGGCUGGCUGGAAAAAACCAGACUUUAGCUAUGGAAGACCGAUCUAAGUCCCAGAAACCUCUGACAAAAGAUAGAGAGUCAAACAGGAAGUACUCAAAUCCGGAUAACACAGACACGAAAGAUUCCAGCCUCCCAAACUCCAAUCAUUUGGAGGAGCAAAGAAAGCCUCAGAAAUCCGGGAUUAUGAAACCGCAGAGGGUCAACCUCCCAACUGCCAAUUCUGACCUGAGCCCCAGUACCAACCAGAUAAAGGACAAUUUUGACAUUGGAGAAGUGUGCCCUUGGGAGGUUUAUGAUCUGACCCCUGGUCCUGUGCCUUCAGAACCAAAAGCUCAAAAACACGUAUCAAUUGCAGCUUCCGAACUGGAACAAAACCCAGUUUCUUCCUUGAAGGAGAAGGCCCACCUCAAGCUUAAGGCAGCUGACAGUCUUCACCAACUUAAUCACAAGAGCUUAGACAAGACAGAGGUGUGCCCCUGGGAGAGCCAAGGUCCGUCCCUUUUGGAAGACGAGAAUCAGCUGAUUUCUAAGACUCCAGUUCUACCCGGGAGAGCUAGGGAGGAGAAUGGUAGUGAGCUCUACACAGCUAGUGUGUGUGCUGGGCAAUAUGAAGAACUGCCCCCCAAAGCCGUGGCAUCGAAAGUAGAAAAGGAAAAGCUCAACCAAACGGGAGACCAGGAGAAACAGACAUCUGCCUCUGGGGGCACCAUUCCUGGCUCCUGUAACUCAAGGAAUCACUCGCAGCCACUUUUAACGUCGCGAGCAGAAGUGUGUCCUUGGGAAUUUGAGACCCUAGAUCAACCAAACGCUGAAAGAAGUGCAGCUUUACCGGCCUCCUCCGCUUUAAGUGCAAAUAAGACAGCAGGGCCUCGGAAAUAGGAGGUCUUGGGGGCACUUUCAGAGUGCUGCACCUUGGGAAGAAAAAGGGUUCAGCCCCAGUGUGAUAGAAAAUAUACCUGAAAAAUUAAAAACUACCAAGAAAUUCUUGUCAGCUUGGGGAAAUACGGCACACUGUGUGGCGAGGUAAAGUCGUGGGCUGGAGAAGGCUGGAAGCAGCUGUGUGUCACAAGGAGGAAGUCUGGCUCAGUCACGAAAAGUCAUUCCCAAAGCAACAGUGGGGAGAGCUUGGAUUUCAACCUGUCUCACGGACAUUGCCCAGUCAGUCUUUAUCCGUGGGAUCCUAAGCAAGUUUAACCAGGAGGCGUGGAUUUUAAGAUAGGGGAAGCUUAGAUCUGUGUGACUGGAAUUCUAAGUAGCCAAUCAAAACACCUACUUUACCUAUUUAACCUUGGUAGCACUGCUAACUUAAUGCACCCCAAUACCUUUUAUAUAAAUGAUUGCUCUCAUUUUCCUAAAAUGUGUGUUUCAGUACAUUGUUGUGUCUCAUAUUCAAGCAUUCCAGAUUGUGUAAUUUUUGCAAAUAACUUUGAUAUUAUGUGACACAACACAUUUAUGCAAUCCACAGCUACUCAAUUGUCAUUGCAAACUACUGAAUACCUGCUAUCUAUCAACCGUAGUUGAUUCUUGGAGUACGGUAAGCUUUCUCUGGCUUAGGAAGCCAUCACUGUUAUGAUGCAAACUUUUAGUUUGGACCGUGGUUUCUAUAGUGUGAAGUUGGAUUUGAAUCUAUUAUUUCCCAUCAUAGUUUGUUGUAAUGUCUUAAUUUUUAAAAUAUAAGUUGAGUUUCUUGUUUGCACUUCUGGUAGGGACUCUGAAGCUUUGUUACUCUUGGAGAUCAAGUGGUCCUGCUUCGUCACAUGUCUCAGUAAGUUAAGGACAACUUAUCCAUUGUUUGUUCCAAGUCAGAGCUAGCCCACCCCAUACAUCGUCCUUUUGAACUCUUUCAGUAUUUGGUAUUAGCCUUUCCUAAGGCAGAAGCCCAGUGAGGAAACUGUGCUGUGCAUUACUACCGAUGAAAGAGGGAAACUAGGAAUGCCGUGAGAAUGAGAGCAUACUGCAGGUCCAGGAAAUUGCCUUUCACAACAAAUACAGAAAGGUAGCUCCUAAUAGCACUUUCAAGGGAUUAUUUUUAUAAAGAGAAAAAUUAACGAUCGCAUCAAGAUCAUUAUAUGGAUAUAUUUUUAUUAUGCAUACUGAAUAUAUGAUAUUUUAAAUUACCUUAAACUGUUUAUUCUCAUAAACUUUUAUUCAUUGCUUCACCUAGGUGUAGAACUUGCUGGGCUCAAAUCCCAAAGAGAUUUUAUAACCUGACUUACUCAAAGCCCAUAAGGUAUUAUGGGCUCUUAAUUCUCUCCAGCACCAGAGCUUAGAAGUCUUGUAAACUACCAUUGCAAGCCACCUAGCUCAAAAUGCAAACAUAAGAUUUGUUUGGAACCCCCCGAAGCAUAUCUUCUAGAACAUCCUGCAUUCCAUACUUACCUCCUAGCAUGAGCAUCCUGAGUUGCUGACUUAUCUCUAAGGAUGUGAUCUUGAAAUGAGAUUCCAAAGUUCCAUCACAUUUGAUGUAAGGAUGAAUCACUUACAACUGCAUCCCAGGCUUGCAUUUCUUCCUUCAUAACACUGAACUACUGCUUAUUUGGCCAAGACAUUUCCAGCCAAAGGAACCAUUCUUUCAUUUGAUGAGCAACGAGGAGAAUUUGCCAGGAAAAUGGAAGAUGGGGAGAAGGAAUCAGAAGGUAGAUUACAAGGCUG